CGCCAUAUCUAUUUAACAAGUUGGCAAAUGUUCGAUUUUCAUCUAUGCCUAGAUACCUAAUCUCAUGUUGAUACGUCAGUUGUCUUUUCAUUGGAUCGUUUGUGAAAAUACUCUGAAGACAUAAAUUGUAUUCGAGUAUUCUGUUUUUCCGUGUCUGUCAUAAAACCACAAGAAGGAAAUGGCAAUCAUCCGAUGUGUACUCGUUUACCUGAUCACUCUGUGCGCCCGUGGACAGUCCCAAGUCUGCCCAAACACGGUUGUGUGCAGUUGUUCGGACCACAUCAUAGAAUGCCAUGACAGAGGUUUGACCAGUAUUCCUUUUUUCCAACAAGUCAACCACGUCUACACUGAAUUGAAUUUAGAGAACAAUUUUAUCAAAACUAUACCUGCCGACGCAUUCAAGAACAUUCCCGAUCUGUCGCCUGUAUUUCUCAACAACAAUAGCAUACUUUGUAUAGAUGAACACGCAUUCAGAGGUGUCGACGGGAAGAUUACACGUGUUAAUCUUGCAAAAAAAAAACUUGACAAGAUUUCCCUCAUCCCAUGGUGCAUUGAACACUAUAUUGAAUAUUUCAUGGAGCUCUGCAACACUCACCUGAAGAUAGCCGGAUCCUGCGAGACAAUAGAUUCUGAUGUCGCCGACUAUCUUAUGGCUCACAUCCCAAACUGCCCUAACUACUCCAGGCAAACCCAGUGUGUCAGCUCCACGUGUUAUCUGGGAUUCACACCCGGGAGUCAUGGCCGUGGUGGCACUGAUGGUUUAACUGACGAAGUUAUGAAGCAGAUUGGUGAUUCUAUCACUACGUUCAAGUUCGGCUCUAGCAUUGUAAACUCAUGGCCACAAAGUUUUUCCCAUCUCAAUCGAUUGAAGGAAUUGGUGGUCGCUGGGGUUAACAUUCCAUACUGGCCACCUAGUGCAUGUCAUGGAUUUGAAAGGACGUUGACAAAACUUACCAUUGAGAAUCUUCCCGUAGGAUCCGUGCCGUACGCUAUUGCAACUCUCACACAUCUAGAAGAGCUUCAUCUUGAUAACCUUGAGUAUCCAUUCGGAGACGCAAGUUUGGUGUCACUCCCUUUUGAAGCAAUUGGUGGUUCUCUUAAGGUACUGAGUCUGAAGAAUGCCAGUCUUACAACGUUUCCCGAAAGCAUUCAGCAAUUACUUUCUCUGAACAGUUUGACCCUGGACGGCAACCAUCUUGAGUUUGUCAGCGAUGAGGCAAUAAAGCUCCUGCAGGUGGCCAACGUUACCAUGCUGGGUCUAAAGGACUGCGACCUGAAGCGAGUUCCGGGUGCGAUUUCUGACCUAAAAAAGCUCCAAGAGCUGCAUUUGUCAAACAACCUAAUUCGGAGCUUGGAGAGCACUGAUCUGCAGAAUCUGUUUGAACUUCGCGAACUUGACAUGAGCGGAAACCCUUUGCUCUACAUCUCGGACAACUCGCUUUGUGGACUGAACAGUCUUUUGAAUUUUAGCCUGGAGAAUACAUUCCUCACCGAGAUUUCCAGGGCAUUUAAAAACCUCAGAAAACUGGAACACCUGAGUCUAGUAAAUGCAAAAAUUGACUGCACGUGUGACAUGACCUGGGUGAAAUCCUGGAUGGACAAAUGCCAAGUCAACGAGAAACAUCUGGAGAUACUGGGUAACUGUGAGACGAUCAAUAGGGGCAUUACUGAUUACGCGAACCAUCACCUUACAAGUUGCCCUGGCUUCAACGUCGAUAACCAAGUCUUCAAAUGCACGGGCACGUGCGUGUUCACUUUAAUUUUUUCAAAUACACGCUUUCACACUUUAGACCAAAGACAUAAUACUAUUUUCGAUAUACAAACUUCGACUUUUAUCGAGUUGAUUUAUACCGAAACAUUAUUUCUAAGCUGGAAUGAUAUAUCGCAGAUUUCCAAUGCGGCCUUCCAUGGUCUGCAACCGAGUCUGAAACAUUUAGAUCUGUCACAUAAUAAUCUACAUGCGAUUCCUGACGGGGUCCAUCUUCUUCGUUGUCUGACCUUCCUGGAAAUUCACGCCAACCCAAUUGAUGGGUCACUGACGGAGGGUAUUUCUCAGGAUAUAUAUAACGAUGGAUUCACAGCAAGUGUGUUGACCGACAUUAGUUCAUCACUUACUUCGUUAACAAAAGGCCACGAAACUGCAUUGAAACACUGGCAAAGUACCCUGGACCAUCUGUGGAAACUUAGGAAAAUUACUGUCAUUGGACUGAAUAUGACUCUGUUACUCGAUGGUUUUCAUGGCUUAGAAAGCACUCUGCAAUAUCUUUAUAUUUCAAAUACAGUUUUACACAAUAUACCUGUUGGCAUCGAAACCCUCAAAGCACUUGACGAAUUACAUUUCACAGACUGUCAUCCGACUCCGAUCUUGGGUAACAAAAUUAUAAUAGAUCAACCGUUUAUUGGCGUGCGGGACACAUUAAAAAUUCUGUCUCGUGCUAGAAACAAUUUAACAGCUAUUCCGAAUGUUAUUAGUAAUUUAUAUCGCCUUGAAAAUAUCAGUUUUGAAGGAAACCCAAUUAGCUAUAUUUCAGACGAAUCGUUGAACCAUUUGUUAGAUAAGAACUUAUCGUUUUUAAACAUGAAGGGCUGCAACCUUAAACGGAUACCAAGUUCCAUAUGGAAAUUGUCUAACUUGACAGAACUAAUUUUUGCAGAUAACGAUAUUAAAUCUAUUGAGUACGGUGAGUUUCAAAACAUGGCGAAUCUCCGAAGUGUUUCAUUUGCCGGAAAUCCAUUACGUCACGAACGGAGAAUUUUACGGACUAGAUCGGUUGAACUCACUGGAAUUAUCUUCAACCAAAAUGACAGAUAUCCCAUUUGCAAUUCAAAACUUGAUGAGUCUUCAACGUUUAGAUCUGACAAAUGCACCCACGGACUGCACUUGCGAUCUGGUCUGGUUUAAAAAGUGGCUAGAUUAUUUCGAUAUGUCUGGAUUGACGAUUUACGGCCGCUGUGUAACAAUUAACCAGGAAGUCAGCGCUUAUGUGCACACUCGCCUACCGACGUGUCCUGACAUGAAGUUGCAGUUUGGGUAGAUUGAGUUGUAUGCACACUCGCCUUCCGAUGUGUCCUGACAUGAAGUUGCAGUUCGGGUAGAUUGAGUUGUAUGCACACUCGCCUUCCGACGUGUUCUGACAUGAAGUUGCACUUUGGGUAGACUGAGUUAUAUGCUUAAUGAAUAAAGUGCAUCCAACAACUUG
Dreissena polymorpha is the source of this 3200-nucleotide messenger RNA. Its product is annotated as slit homolog 1 protein-like. The coding region runs from base 179 to 2902 and encodes 907 amino acids. The transcript has 7 exons. Lineage: Eukaryota; Metazoa; Mollusca; Bivalvia; Myida; Dreissenidae. The record is from RefSeq and is a predicted model, not a curated record. Gene Ontology annotation, molecular function: protein binding.